CAAUCUUCCCUGCCGCCACCAACUCCCUUUCUAAGUCCGACAGACAUCAUGUUCCCCGGCAGCCCCUCUCCUCUGACUCCCGCAGCUAUCACUGUCAUGAGCUCGGAGGAGGAAGAAGAACGGUACGCGCGGUGAUAAUGAUGGAGCCUCUUUUCUACCCUACAUUGCCUCCACUGGGGCGCGCGAUAAAUAGACUCCCCCGCGUUGGACGGUCUCCGCAGGGGAUCGCGUCGGCUAGUCGGUUGCAGUAUACGGUAUACUAGGUCGGUACGUACUUCGUAUUUCCAUAUAUGCAUAAACCUCCCCGCAACUUCUCUUCCCAAAAGAAACCCUUCGUUCCAACUGGCCUAUCUUCUUUCUUUAGCUUCCCCCGUCUCGCGCGCCACCGCAUGCGGCAGCCGGCAGCGACUCCCACAGUGUUCCCUUCGACCUUCCCUCCCUCAUCGCCUCCGCGCUCGAACAGCCUGGAGGCCUAAUAACCUGGUUUUCCGGGGACCCGGAGCCGAAAAAGGACUGCCACCAACCGCUCGCUUUCCCGCACCUCCCCCCACCUCUCGCCCCCUCCCUCCCUCCAGUUGCAGGAUCAGCAUCGAUGCGAUUCGACCGCGGCCGCGCAUCCGGUGCGGAGGUCUGCAAUUGGGGGGAGGAGGCUCCGCUCCGCCGCCGGAACCGCUGCGAGCGAGUUUGAUUUCCUGCUGCUGGCUCUUAAUCCCACGGGGAGCGAUUUGGUGUUGCUCGGCAUUACUGUUUGAUGGCAGACGGCAGUGCUGCUUCUCUGAGGAGGCAUUGUGGCAAUAGGCAGCUUCGUUGAACAGCAAUCCAUUCGCAGGAGGAAUUAGAACAGAUCAAAGAGGAGGGCUGAUCAUGGAGCAUGUGAUUGGAGGGAAGUACAAGCUUGGGAGGAAGAUUGGGAGUGGAUCCUUCGGGGAGCUAUAUCUCGUCUGGCUUUCUUGGUUCAGGUGUUAAUAUACAGAAUGGAGAGGAAGUGGGAAUAAAAUUGGAGCCUGUGAAAACUAAACACCCACAACUGCAUUAUGAAUCUAAAGUGUAUAUGCUAUUGCAGGGUGGAAAUGGUAUUCCACACCUGAAGUGGUAUGGUGUCGAGGGGGAGUACAAUGUUAUGGUCAUAGAUCUUCUUGGCCCAAGCUUGGAAGACUUGUUUAACUGCUGCAACAGGAAACUUUCAAUGAAAACAGUGCUUAUGCUUGCUGAUCAACUGAUAAAUCGAGUGGAAUACAUGCAUUCCAAGGGAUUUAUUCACCGUGACAUCAAACCAGACAACUUCCUUAUGGGCUUAGGCCGGAAAGCUAAUCAGGUCUAUAUAAUUGAUUAUGGGCUUGCUAAAAAAUACAAGGACCUUCAGACUCAUAAACAUAUCCCUUACAGGGAGAACAAAAAUCUGACUGGAACAGCACGUUAUGCCAGUGUGAAUACUCAUCUUGGAAUAGAACAAAGCAGAAGAGAUGAUCUGGAGUCUGUUGGAUAUCUUCUGCUAUAUUUUUUAAGAGGAAGCCUCCCAUGGCAGGGUCUUAAAGCUGGAACUAAGAAACAAAAGUAUGACAAAAUUAGUGAAAAAAAAAUGCUUACCUCAGCGGAGGUUUUGUGCAAAUCUUACCCUUCGGAGUUCAUCUCAUAUUUCCACUAUUGUCGCUCCCUGCGAUUUGAAGACAGGCCAGAUUACUCUUUUCUUAAGAAGCUCUUUCGUGAUGUAUUUAUCCGCGAAGGAUACCAAUUCGAUUAUGUAUUUGACUGGACUGCACUCAAGUACCCUCAAAUGAGUUCUAACAAUAAGCUUGUUCAACAACCUAGUGCAAGAAUAACUGGAGCUGGACCAUCUGGCGAGAGAACAGACAAACCAUCAGUGGGACAAGAGAUACGGGAUAGAUUCACUGGUGCUGUUGAGGCAUUUGCCAGGAGAAAUCCAGGCUCUGGUCGCCAUGGAGAACAUUCCAGGCACAAAAGCCAUGCAGAUUCCUUUGGAACAUCUAACGAAGCAGUUGCCGACUCGGAGAAAACGCGCAUCCUGUCCCGGGGCGGGAGCUCGUCGAAAAUGCCCGCGGGUCCGUCCAGCCGGCCAACCUCGUCGGGGGACUGCAGCGGCGACCAGAACCGCCGGUGGGUCUCGGGCAGCAGCGGCGGCAGCGGGCGCCCGUCCACCGCGCAGAGGCUCCAACCCUCGGGAGGCGCCGAGAACAGCAGGUCGUCCCCUCGCUCCCCCGUGUCCCGGAACGCGGCGCCGGGGAGAGGUGGCUCCGGCUCGCGGGACAACACGACGUUCCGGAGCCUCGAGCGCCUCUCCAUCAGCACGAGCCGGAGGAAGUGACCCACCGAUCGGCCACCGACGGAUUCUCAAAGUGAAAGGCGGGUUCUUUCGUUCUUCGCACGGUGAACCGCCGGUUGGCGUUGGGAUCGUUGCUCGUUGCAGGCUUGCAGCUGAAACGAAUCAGCAAAUGGAUGUGAGGAGCUGCAGCAAAAUACUAGGCCUGGAAGCACGGGGCCUGGAAACUCGUUACAGGGCUGCCGUGCAUAUGCUCUCUCCAAACCCCCAACAUAUGUGAACCAUCCUAGGAGAAAAGGAAAAACAACUCCAAAGUAUAACGCAAUCCUGUUUGACGGCAAAGCUUCACACUGUUGUUCGCUUCAGAUUCUGCCGUUUGGGGGACAGUUUUUCUGAAGUAUUGAGGGACAGUUUUCUGAAGUAUUGACAAGAACCAAGUGUAUAACUAUACAAGCAUCUUGGUUAACUUCGUUAAGUUUUUCAUGAGAUUAAAAUUAUUA
Molecule: messenger RNA, 2778 nt
Organism: Panicum hallii
Lineage: Eukaryota; Viridiplantae; Streptophyta; Magnoliopsida; Poales; Poaceae
Product: casein kinase 1-like protein 10
Exons: 16
Coding region: 1052-2323 (423 amino acids)
Biological process (GO): endocytosis; peptidyl-serine phosphorylation; signal transduction
Cellular component (GO): nucleus; cytoplasm
Molecular function (GO): protein serine/threonine kinase activity; ATP binding
Source: RefSeq, a predicted model, not a curated record